AUGUCUUCUACGGUGAACAAGACCGCCCACGCCUUCGACAAGGUCCGCCUCGACGCUCUGCUGAACCGUAGGUUUUUCUAUGCACCAGCGUUCGAGAUCUACGGAGGCGUUGCUGGCUUGUAUGACUAUGGCCCCCCUGGUUCGUCGCUUCAAGCCAACCUUAUCGCGGAAUGGCGGAAGCACUUCAUCAUUGAGGAGCACAUGCUGGAACUCGACACCACAAUCAUGACCCCCGCCCCUGUUUUUGAGACAUCGGGCCACGUCGCGCGGUUCGCUGACUGGAUGGUCAAGGACACGAAGACUGGCGAUGUGUUGCGCGCUGAUCAUCUUGUGAAAAACGUCCUGGAGGCUCGUCUGGCUGGAGACAAGGAAGCGCGCGGGCUCGCGGCCGCACCGGUAACGGACGAUAAAAAGAAAAAGAAGAAGGGAGCAAAGGCUGCAGCGGUCCAGUUGUCUGACGAAGUUGUGAAAGAAUAUGAGACGAUCUUGGCCCAGCUUGAUAACUUCUCAGGCCCCGAACUAGGCGAGCUUUGCCGCAAGCACAAGUUGACGAAUCCAGACACUGGCAACGAAGUCGGCGAACCUCAGCAGUUCAAUCUUAUGUUUUUGAGCAGUAUCGGUCCGACCGGCCAACACCCAGGUUACCUUCGUCCGGAGACUGCCCAAGGCCACUUCCUCAACUUCUCGCGUCUGUUAGAAUUCAAUAACGGCAAAGUACCUUUUGCCUCUGCUCAAAUCGGUCGUUCAUUCCGUAAUGAAAUCUCACCGAGAGCUGGUCUCCUGCGCGUUCGAGAAUUUACCAUGGCUGAGAUCGAGCACUAUGUUGAUCCAGAGGAUAAACGACACGAGCGAUUUCACGAAGUCCGCGACGUCGUGCUCGUUCUUCUCGAUCGACACGUUCAAGAGGCUGGUAGCAGCACCACUUCGAGGCUGACAGUUGGUGAAGCAGUGGAAAAGGGUGUCAUCGCAAAUGAGACACUAGGAUACUUCAUUGCUAGGAUAUACCUCUUCCUACUUAAGAUCGGCAUCAAUCCAGAGCGACUUCGUUUCAGGCAACACAUGGGGAAUGAGAUGGCUCAUUAUGCUACGGACUGCUGGGACGCCGAGAUCCACAACGCGACUGGUUGGACUGAGUGUGUUGGAUGUGCAGAUCGUGCAGCGUACGAUCUCUCCGUGCACUCGGCGAAAACUGGGCAUCCGUUGGUUGUCCGACAAGCUCUCAAGGAACCCAUCCUCACGGAGAAAGAGGUCUCAGAAUGGAACAAGAAGAACUUAGGUAAGACUUUCAAACAAGACGCGGCCCUCAUUCAAUCCCUUGUGGAAUCCAUGGACGAGCCUGAAUUGCUCAGAAUUAAAGGGGAACUCGCACAGGGCGCUGCUAUUAUCAAAUCCGAGGAUGGCAGGGAGUUCCAAUUAACUCCUGACGUUUUGACCGUCGAACGGAAAACAUUGAAGCAAUCAAUACGUGAAUAUACACCCAACGUCAUCGAACCGUCGUUUGGGCUCGGUCGUAUAUUGUACACCUUGCUCGAGCACAGCUUUUGGAGUCGGGAGCAAGAUGUCGAACGAGGUGUUCUGUCACUCCCGCCCCUUGUGGCCCCUACGAAAGUUCUCAUCGUACCCUUGAGCGCCCGGGACGAGUUCAACCCAUUGGUGCAAGAAGUUUCUUCCAAACUGCGCAAAGCAGGCGUCUUCUCUCGCGUAGAUGACUCGAAUACAUCGAUUGGGAAGCGCUAUGCUCGUAAUGAUGAACUUGGUACACCGUUCGGUGUAACCCUCGACUUUGCUUCUGUCCAAAAUCGGACGAUGACGCUCCGGGAACGCGACACUAUGGAUCAACGCAUUGGUUCUAUCGACGACGUGAUUGCAACCGUCACCGAGUUGGUGUUUGGCAAUAUUGACUGGGCUGAGGCUUGCACUCGCUUGCCAGCGUACGAUGGCGUCCAAGCUAUCGAUUAGACCGUUAAACAUUUAGACAUCAGAGAGGACAAGCGUUUGAAAUAUUGACGUGCAUGUAUGAUUACUGCUAAUGGUAAUACCAGAAGAACACAAAC
Messenger RNA from Laccaria bicolor S238N-H82, 2054 nucleotides. RefSeq lists its product as uncharacterized. The coding region runs from base 1 to 1959 and encodes 652 amino acids. The transcript is spliced from 10 exons. Gene Ontology annotation, biological process: mitochondrial glycyl-tRNA aminoacylation. Gene Ontology annotation, cellular component: cytoplasm; mitochondrion. Lineage: Eukaryota; Fungi; Basidiomycota; Agaricomycetes; Agaricales; Hydnangiaceae. Gene Ontology annotation, molecular function: ATP binding; glycine-tRNA ligase activity. The record is from RefSeq and is a predicted model, not a curated record.